Molecule: messenger RNA, 7904 nt
Organism: Prinia subflava (tawny-flanked prinia)
Lineage: Eukaryota; Metazoa; Chordata; Aves; Passeriformes; Cisticolidae
Exons: 1
Coding region: 136-4449 (1437 amino acids)
Biological process (GO): virion assembly; proteolysis
Molecular function (GO): zinc ion binding; RNA-DNA hybrid ribonuclease activity; nucleic acid binding
Source: RefSeq, a predicted model, not a curated record
CUGCCAUUAAGACGCAGCGAAAGCUACGCUUGGUUGGGCAAAAAGAAUUCCUGGUGGUAUUGCCUAGGCAGCCGUCCGUCAGACAUCGCGAAAGCGUUGCAGGUUCGGCAUCUGUGGUUUUUAUGUAUCUGUAAUAUGGAGAAACUAAAAGGGUUAAAAGAGGUUUUGGGCAGCAAUAAUGCCUCUAUACCAAGUUCUUCUCCGUUGGGUUGUUUGUUGGCACAUUGGAAAGAGGGGAACUUCGGUCAGGAAUUACGAAAAGAUAAGUUGAUUGAAUAUUGUAAUGUUCACUGGCCAAAAUACGCUUUGCCUGAAAAUCAGAGGUGGCCGAAAAACGGGUCUUUUGAUGUGAAGGUUAUUAUGCAACUUAGAUUGCUUUGUACACAAGAUGGAAGGGUAGAACAAUUACCAUAUAUUGACUUAUUUCUGUGCUUGCUUGAGAAACCGGUUUUGUGGCUUGACAAAAUGAAAGCAAUGAAGCUUGAGAAUAAUAAGUGUCUGGCUUGCGUCCAAAAUAAGCAUUGUAUGGAACAUGCAGUUUUAAGUGAAAUUUUAGGGGGAAAAAGAGAUGAACUGGAAUCGGAAUUAUUGGUAUCUCCCAUGGCUCCUGGAACCACCACGGCCCCCUCAACACCAAGUUCUACCCCGCUCACCCUGACCCCACCUGAUUCUCUUACACACCCCUCGCUCGCGCCAGCACAAUAUGUUUCACCCCCACCUUUGUCUGCUGAUCCUCCUCUGCCUGUGCCAGCCGCUCCUCCGCUUGCUCUGCCUGCCCAGGUGCCGGUCCCUCCUCCGCUGGCUCAGAGAACCCCCCCUUCUCCACAUACACCUGCUCAAAGCUAUCCUGCUCCCCCGCCCACACCCGCUGAAAGAUUUAUCCCCCCUCUAACACCAGCUCAAGGGUACCCUCCGCUCCCACCUACACCUCCUUCACCAGCUUCUGGCCCGUCUGCCCCCCUGUAUCCUCCCCUCCCCGAUUCACCUGUCCAGGAUGUGAUUGUGAGGCGGAAGCAAAGGGGGAAUGUGAAGAAGACAGAUAGAAUGGAAAGUAGUGACAGUGAAGCAGAUGAACUAGACGCCCCAGUAGCUCACCGAACACGAGGAAAACUGGCCCUGGAGUGGCCUCAGGCAGGAAAGGGUAUAUUAAAAUCAGGCAAACAAAAGAGAACGAUUAUUGCACCACUAAGGCAAGGGGUGGGAACUAAUGGACCCGUCUUUGUAAAGGUACCCUUUUCACCUGCUGAUUUAGUUAUAUGGAAACAAUCAGCCGGAACGUAUAGAGAAAACCCAGAUAAGGUAGCUCGUGUGGUUAAGAUGAUAAUGAAAACUCAGAACCCUGAUUGGGAAGAUAUUCAUGUCAUAUUAGACACUCUGAUGGAUGAGACAGAGAGAGAUAUGGUUCUUCGAGCAGCAAGAGAAAGAGCUAGAGAAGACAUACGAAAUGGUUUGGUGACAGGGACACUGGAUUAUAAUUUUCCCACUGCAGACCCAGAGUGGGAUGCUAAUGACCCCUCUGGAGUGGAUAUGUUAAGGCUAAAGAGAUAUCAGGAGUGGAUUUCAGUUGGUGUUCAACAGGCAAUACCUAAGAGUAUGAACUGGUCUAAGUUGUAUGAAAUUCGACAGGAAAAGAAAGAAUCUCCCACUGCCUUUCUAGAAAGACUUAAGGAAGCAGCUAGAAGAUAUACUGAUCUUCAAGUAGACAGUGAGCAAGGAAGAACUCAGCUUGCCUUUAUUUUUCUGGGUCAGGCACAGGAAGAUAUUAGGAAAAAGCUACAGAAACUGGAAGGUGAAGAGUUAAGAAACUUGGAUAAACUCCUAGAGGUUGCCUGGAAAGUUUAUAAUAACAGGGACAGAGAAAUUGUCAAGAAACAGGGGCAAAGCCUUUUGGCAGUCUUACAGAGACAGGGGCGAGGACGUGGUAGAGGUGGUCGUGGCGUUAAUAGAGGUGGCUUUGGCAGAGGUUCUGGUCAUGGUAGAUUAGGUCUGAAUCAGUGUGCAUAUUGUCGGAUGGAGGGACACUGGAAAAGGGAGUGUCCAAACCGGUUUAGCCAGAAUGGUCAGCCUCAGUUAGACAGUAUGUUUAAUCAAAGUGGUGAGCAUCAGCUGGAGGGUGUAGCCAGGGUCAUGGUUUUACAUGAGAGGGAGCCAGGAUCAAGAGAGCCCAUGGUGACUUUGCAUUUAGAAGGAAAAGACGUAGAUUUUCUCAUUGACACGGGGGCCACACAUUCUGUACUAAAUUAUCUUGAGGGGCAAAUUGGGAACAAGUCAGCAGCAGUCGUUGGAGCCACAGGGAAGGAGGAGGUACGGCCAUUCUUGCAACCCCUAGAAUUGAGCUUUGAAGAUAAGAUCUUGACCCAUGAAUUCUUAUACAUGCCAGACUGCCCAACUCCGCUCUUAGGGCGCGAUCUACUGGCAGCACUGGAGGCAGUAAUUACUUUUGAGAAUGGUGAACUCGUAAUGAAAAUUCCGGAGUCUAAGACAGGAAAGAUUUUGAUGAUAAAAGAAAAACCAAUUUCUAAUAUUCCUAAAGAAGUAGAAGAUGCAGUAAUUCCCUCUGUCUGGGAAACAGAUGUACCUGGAAAAUCUAAAUUGGCACAACCGGUACAUGUAGAGUUAAAAGAAGGAGCAAAGGCUGUACGAAUUAAACAAUACCCUAUAAAACCAGAAGCACGACAGGGAAUAGCAAAGACCAUUGAUAAAUUUUUAAAAUAUCGAAUUCUAGAGGAAUGUAAAUCAGAAUACAACACCCCAAUUUUCCCAGUGAAGAAACCCAAUGGUGAGUAUAGACUUGUACAGGAUUUAAGAGGUAUAAAUGAAAUAACAAAAGACAUUCAUCCAGUGGUUGCCAAUCCCUAUACAUUGUUAGCAUCCAUAAAAGAGAUAUAUAAAUGGUUUACUGUAAUUGACUUAAAAGAUGCUUUCUUCUGUAUACCCCUUGACCAAGAAAGUAGGAAACUAUUUGCCUUUGAGUGGGAACAUCCAGAAAGUGGAAGAAAAACUCAGCUCACCUGGAGUCGAUUACCGAUGGGGUACAAGGGGUCGCCCACUCUCUUUGGAAGUCAACUGGCAAAAGAACUGGAAAUCUGGACCAGAGAAGGGCAAGUACCAAGAGACCAAUAUUUAUUACUCCAGUAUGUAGAUGACAUUUUGAUUGCAACAGAGGAAGAAAUGACCUGCAUAAAGGUAACCAUUGAGAUCUUAAAUUCACUAGGAAUGGGAGGGUAUAAGGUAUCCAGAGAAAAAGCACAAAUUGCCCAACAGACUGUGAUUUACCUGGGAUGUGAAAUCUCACAAGGGCAGAGAAAACUGGGUACUAAUCGUAUUCAAGCUAUCUGUGCUAUUCCAGAGCCUCAGAAUCUACACGAGCUGCGGAUCUUCCUCGGAAUGACAGGGUGGUGUCGCCUGUGGAUCAUGGACUAUGGACUGAUUGCAAAACCCUUGUACGAGGCUCAGAAGACGCAGCCGUUCACCUGGGGCAAACCACAGAAAGAGGCCUUCCAGAAGUUAAAGGAAGCACUGACAACUGCUCCUGCUUUGGGGUUACCUGAUCUGUCUAAAGACUUUCAGCUGUACGUGCAUGAAAGGCAGCGACUGGCACUGGGAGUCCUGACCCAACGACUGGGAAGCUGGAAAAGGCCGGUGGGUUACUUUUCCAAACAACUCGACAACGUAAGUGCCGGAUGGCCUUCAUGUCUGCGGGCAGUGGCAGCUACCGUGCUGCUGAUACAUGAAGCCAGGAAGCUCACAAUGGGAAGACACAUAGAUGUCUAUGUGCCACACAUGGUAACUACAGUCCUGGAACAAAAGGGGGGCCAUUGGCUCUCUCCAAGCCGGAUGAUGAAGUUUCAGGUAACCCUGACUGAGCAGGAUGAUGUUGCACUAAAAACAACUAACCUCUUGAAUCCAGCUCUAUUUCUAGGUGCCACAGCUGAGGAAGGCCCAUUAGAGCACGACUGUCUAGAAGUCAUCGAGCACACUUAUUCAGCAAGAACAGAUCUGAAGGAUGUCCCCCUGGAGCAACCAGAGUGGGAACUCUUUACAGAUGGAAGCAGCUUCAUGGAGAACGGAGCCAGAUACGCGGGAUAUGCGGUAACUACAAUUGAUGUAGUAAUAGAGGCAAAAUCACUACCACCUAACACGUCUGCACAAAGGGCAGAACUAAUCGCAUUAACCAGAGCACUCGAGCUGAGUGAAGGGAAGACAGUGAAUAUUUGGACUGAUUCCAAAUAUGCCUUUGGAGUAGUGCAUGUACACGGAGCUUUAUGGAAAGAAAGAGGACUGCUGUCCUCCCAAGGGACGAAUAUUAAACAUCAAGAUGCAGUCCUACAAUUGAUAGAUGCAGUACAAAAACCUGAACAAGUAGCAAUCAUGCACUGCAAGGCACAUCAAUCAGGCAACUCCAAAAUUUGUGAAGGAAAUCGAAAAGCAGAUUGGGCAGCCCGUUAGGUAGCGCGAGAGGUGCAGAAAACAAUGGCAUUGAUACCAUCAAGACUUAAUAUCUCUCAAUUUAAUUUGCCUCCGAAGCCAAACUAUACAAUCGAAGAUGACAGACUAGCACAACUGCUGAAGGCACAGAAGAACGCAGAAGGGUGGUAUGUAACCGCACAAGGGCAAAUAGUGGUACCUCCUUUGGUAAUGAGAGAAAUUUUACAGGUAAAACAUAAUGAGUGUCACUGGGGUGCAGAGGCGUUGGUAAAGUGGCUAAGACAAUACCUAAUCUCAGUACGGAUGCAAACAAUGGCCAAGUCAGUAAUGUCUAAAUGUGAAAUCUGUCUGAAAAACAAUCCCGUAGCUAGACGACAGGCACAAUUAGGCAGAAUUCGGAUAGGAAUAGAACCAGGAGACUAUUGGCAAGUGGAUUUUGCAGAACUGCCAAAAACUCGGGGAUACAAAUACCUGUUAGUAGGGGUUGACACGUUUUCUGGAUGGCCAGAAGCCCUUCCCUGUCGCACAAACCAAGCAAAGGAAACAGUUAAGUGGUUAUUACAGGAGAUCAUUCCCAGGUUUGGGGUGCCCCUAGGGAUAUCAUCAGACAGAGGCCCACACUUCAUAGCCACAGUGGUACAAGAGGUAAGCAAGUUAUUGGGAAUAUCUUGGGACCUCCACACACCGUGGAGACCCCAGUCAAGUGGGCAAGUAGAAAGAAUGAACCAGACACUGAAGAGGCAGAUCAGUAAAAUAUGCCAGGAAGCCAAACUGCAGUGGCCACAGGCUUUGCCGAUAGCAUUGCUGAGGGUUCGGAUAAAGCCUAGGAGUGGGAUGUCAGUUAGUCCUUAUGAAAUAUUGUAUGGGAAACCAUAUGAAUCUCCUAACCCCAAUCCAAAUGUUCAUGUCACAGGGAAACAAGAUGUGUAUAAUUAUGUUCUGUCCCUCGGGAAAACUCUAGCUCGGCUCCGAAGUGUUCUCGUGUGGAACAGACCACUGGCCCUGGAGAAUCCAGUCCACAAUAUCGAACCAAGAGAUGAGGUAUACAUCAAAACCUGGAACGAAGAACCACUAAAAGAGAAGUGGACUGGUCCCCAUCAGGUACUGCUAACCACCUUUACAGCAGUCAAAGUGGCUGGAGUGGAACCCUGGAUACACUACACGCGUGUGAAGAAGGUCCCUCGUGGAGUCCAGUCGUGGGCUGUAGAAACUUUUGGACCAACAAAGCUGAGGCUGAAACGUCUGUAACUGUUCAAAUGGUAUUGGUAACUGUGCUCAUGCUCUUCCUGUGGGUAAUGUUAAUUUCAUGGAUACUAAUGUCACCAGUAGGGAUUGCUGUUACUUUGGGAUAUGGGAUACAGAAGGGUCAACUAACAACUCUUCAUUCUAGAAUGAAGAGAGAGAUACAGGCAAAAACACAAGUAAUAGAAAUUUCUAAUGAAAUUCGGGCUGAGAAUGUAAUGAUUGGAUUGGUCAGAGACUUUGCCAAAAUGCAUAAUACCAGCAGAAUAACGGCCUGCCUGCCAAUACCAAAGGCAGCAGGGGACCCAGUAAGCUGGGGAAUAAUAACAUCAAAAUUACCUGAAAUAGGAGGGAACAAAACAAUUAACUGUAAACAAGUACCAGAGUCAAGGGUGGUGGUCAGAGAAUACUGGAAGAUAACAGAGGAUUCCUAUAUGCAACCCAUGAGAAAGCCAGAGUGCAUUCUUAGUAAUGGCAAAUUGGGACAAAUCAUAGAGUGGUGGGUUAAGGACCAAGACCUUGCAAAAUGGCAAUGUUGGUUUCUACGCUAUCAAAAGAUCAGGGACAACGCUACAGAAAGUGUUGUGGUGUGGAAAUGUGAAGAGAAGGAUUGGAAAGGACUGGAACCUUGGGACAGUGCAUGGUCUGUGAGCAUCCUCCAGAAAUUCCAAUAUAUGGAAAGCACACCCUGGUGCAUUAAAUGGAAAGGCUCUGAAAAUGAGACAGAUCCCACAGUGGCAAAUACUGAUACUAGCAGUCAGAAAGAGGCAAAUAAGGUAAGUUGGUGGGUAUGUAAGAAAAUUUAUGAUUGCACCUCUGACAAUCUAGAAAUGAAACAGUGGUCACCAUUGGCAAUAGCCUUACGAAUUGGUUGUGCCUGCAGGAAAAUUAAACACAAACAAGGCAAAAUAGAUUCUAAGAUUAUAGUAGGAUGUAGCAGGAGUACAAUUCGAAGUCCAGGACCAUUUGUAUGGGCAAUGAGUGAUGGCACAUGGACAACACACUUGCCUAUGGACAGGGAGGUAAGAGAAAUCACCCUGGGCCUUCCCACUUUAUGUCCAAUUUGGAAGAAAUCCCCAUUUAACAGGAGCAGUGAAGCCUUGCAAAUAAAAGCAAAGCGAGACGUCUCAGAAGACGAGAACCCAGAUGACACUUGGAAGGAACCCUCUAGUGGAGUAAAGAUUGGGUGGGCCCUAGAAUCCUUGUUUGGUCCCAUUGCAAAUUAUCGAAAUAGAGAAAUGCUAUAUAGACUCACAGGUCAGGUAGACAGAUUAGCAAGAAUCACACGAGAGGGAUUUAGGGAACUCAAUGUGCAAUUACAGGCCACCACCAAAAUGACCCUGCAAAAUCGUUUGGCUUUAGAUAUGUUACUUUUGAAAGAACACGGAGUGUGUGGAUAUUUAAAGGGACAAAUCGACCAUUGCUGCAUCCACAUCCCAAAUGUAACUGCAGAUGUAGAACAUGACAUCAGUCAGUUAAAACAAAUAGAGCAUGAGGCACAAAAGGAACAAAAGGAUUUAGCUACUAGCUGGUUGGGUAAAAUCUUUGAAGGAUUAGGAUGGAAUGUGAGUUCAUGGAUAAAGUCUAUCCUUGAAAAUCUGAUAAUUUUACUGAUUAUAUUUUUAGUAAUUUGGUUAGUUUACAGAAUCCUGAAGAGAGAAAUACAGAAAAAGGCAUCUUAGAACAGGACCAUAAUGAAGGCAUUAGCACGGAACCCAGCACCUUCAAUCCGCAACAACAUCCCGGACAAAGCCUAUGACAACAAAGGACUUGAAGAUGAACAUCCAGUAUGAACUCUGAAGCCUAAUGGACUGUAUUAAGUGAAAGCAUUUACACUUAGUAUAUUAGAGUGAAAAUACUUUCAAAGGGGGGAAUGUUGGUGGAGGGUUAAAAAAUAUAAUUUCUAGAUUGAGUAAUGUAUAGGGGGAGGAAAGUAGAGAACGUACAACUGGAACUUGACGCAGCUAGCUGGGAACAAGCGUCAGUUUCGGUAAACAGCUCCAUGCUAUUGUUUUAACCAAAUCAAGUGUGGAUCAGGGUAGAAGCGUAGGUAUGAUUUAAGAUAGUAACUAAGGAAUAGGAUAAUCAGUAUCUAGGGGUGGGGGUUAGUUAACAUGUGUAUAAUUUAAACUAUAAAAAUCACGAAUCGACUCUGUAUGCUUUGGACAUCAGAUUUGGGUGUAUUAUCACCCCGGUGUCCCGCGCGCUGGAAUAAAGAACCGCAUAUGAUCGCC